UACAGCAUACAAAGACGUUCAAUACAAAUGUGUACUUCCAACUUUGUGACAACAGUUUAGGGAAUGUCAGGUGUACACAUACUUUUAGUGUACUAUGGCUCAGUGGUUCUUACACUGUGGGCUGUGAAUGUUUUGUUCCAGUGGUGUAAAUCACAACUGAGUAUUUCCAAAGUUAUUUAUUAUAUUUAUUAUUGAGCUCUUAUUUAAAUAUGUUUUUUUUUUAGGGUUUUUUUUGACAGGUCAUUUGUAUUGAAUGGGUUUAAUCCAACCUUAUUAACAAGUAAUUAGCCAGACAAACCUUCAGACUAGUAUUGUACACGUUUAAAUAAUGACCAUAAGGCUGUCCAUAAAAGAAAUAUAAUGUUGAGGUACUGGUUUUUACGGUUGAGAACUCAGCUACUGGCGGAACUACGGUAAAGACGUGGUGACGUCAGAACACACCUUCGACCAAUGAGGCGGGGCGUCUCGUUACCUUGGAAGGUCGUCAAGCCGGUCUGCGCGCGCACAGUGCAAGGACGAUAAUUCAGCCCGUACAUUCGUGUGUUAUGGCUUUAAACACGACAUAAAACCAUAAACCAUCUGCUUCCUGAAGCCAGACAACGACGAACCCGGGUUCUCGGUGAUCCUCCUGCAGGUGCAAGAGUGCAUGUGUUUAUAAAGCAAAGCUUCUGCCUGUGGAAGAACCUGCAGCAUGUGUGAUGAAGCCAAGAGAGCAGAGCCCAGAGCCAACGGGAAGCAGUGCUCAUGGGCAUCAUACAUGACCAACUCACCAACUCUGAUCGUCAUGAUUGGCCUCCCUGCGCGAGGCAAGACCUACAUGUCAAAGAAGCUCACGCGUUAUCUCAACUGGAUUGGAGUUCCAACUAAAGUCUUUAAUCUGGGGGUCUACAGGAGAGAGGCAGUGAAAGCAUACAAGUCCUAUGACUUUUUUAGACAUGACAAUCAAGAGGCCAUGAAAAUAAGGAAGAAGUGUGCAUUGGUGGCACUGCAAGAUGUGAAGGCUUAUCUGAACGAAGAAGGUGGACAAAUUGCAGUAUUCGAUGCUACAAAUACCACCCGAGAGAGGCGUGAUCUCAUCCUCAAUUUUGUGAAGGAGAAUGCGUAUAAGGUGUUUUUUGUGGAGUCCGUCUGUGAUGACCCCGAUGUUAUUGCUGCUAACAUUUUGGAAGUGAAGGUGUCGAGUCCAGAUUACCCAGAAAGUCAUCGAGAACGAGUCAUGGACGACUUCCUGAAACGUAUCGAGUGCUACAAAGUCACCUACCAACCACUGGAUCCUGAUGAUUAUGACAAAGAUCUGUCCUUCAUUAAAGUGAUGAACGUAGGCCGUCGUUUCCUGGUGAACCGCAUACAGGACUACAUCCAGAGCAAGAUUGUCUACUACCUCAUGAACAUCCGUGUGCACUCCCACUGUAUCUAUCUGUGCCGCCACGGCGAGAGCGACCACAACACACAGGGUCGCAUCGGGGGCGAUGCAGAGCUCUCGUCCCGCGGCAAGCAGUUUGCGGCAGCUCUGCGCGGGUUUAUUGAGGAGCAUGGCUUGUCAGAUCUGAAGGUCUGGACCAGCCAGCUGAGGAGAUCCAUUCAGACUGCCGAGGCUCUGGGAGUGCCGUACGAACAGUGGAAGAUCCUGAAUGAGAUUGAUGCCGGUGUGUGUGAGGAGAUGACCUACGAGAUGAUUCAGAACUCAUUCCCGGAAGAGUUUGCACUCCGAGACCAGGACAAGUACCAUUACAGAUACCCAGGAGGAGAGUCGUAUCAGGAUCUGGUCCAGCGUCUAGAGCCGGUGAUUAUGGAGCUGGAAAGACAGGGAAAUGUUCUGGUCAUCUGCCACCAAGCGGUCAUGAGAUGUCUUUUGGCUUAUUUUCUGGACAAGAACGCAGACGAUCUCCCUUACUUAAAGUGUCCUCUCCACACUGUUCUGAAGCUCACCCCUGUUGCUUAUGGUUGCAAAGUGGAAAUGUUUUAUCUGAAUGUGGAGGCUGUGAACACGCACCGAGACAGACCACUAGGGCAAGCUCGGAGGACUCCGGCCCCCCUUCUGCUCCGGCGGAAUAGUUACACCCCUCUGUCCAGUCUCGACCAGGUCAAACGGCCGCGUCUGUACAGCGCAGGAAACAGGCCCUGGCUGCCCCUCGCUCCCUCCCCCUCAGCCCUGCACUUCCCUGACACUCCUGAAGGGGCGCUGCUGCACAGCCAAGUUAGUGUCCAUGGUCAUUAUGCUGCUAUCAGCAGACUAACUCAAUUCGUCCCAAUCGAUCCGAUUCAGUUCUCUCCUAUUUUUUCUUCAUGUCUCCUCAUGCCACACUGUAUAUACAGAUAACUCGUCCCCGUUCCAGCCGUCCUGUGAUCCUGGUUGUGUUAACGGCAUGGUGUGCUGUGGUUUAUGUUCAUGUCUUGGUUCUCAGGGUUGUUUCACGUGUGCAUGUCCUCUUGCAAGCUUCGUGUCGCUUGUGUGUGUGUGUUUGUAUGUGUUUUUACUCUUUACAGUGCCCUCAGUGACCCUUGCAGAUUGCACGCUUUCUCUCUCUCGCUCUCUCACUCUCUCUCUCAGUCCUCAGGGCUUACCAGCUGCUUCCUGUAAGCCUUGUAGCAGCGAUUCAUCAGUGGAGCAUGUGUUUAACAGCUUUAACAGUUUAGUGUGCUUCUUAAUUAUCAGUCAGUAUUGUGAUGCAACUCAUGCAUUGUGUGUGCAUUUUUUUUUUUUGUUUUUAUUUUUUUUCCCCUGACACCGGUAUCCGAGAAAUGCUUCUCUGCUUUAACAUUUACAGACCUAACACUUUAAGAAUGUCAAAAUGCGGUCAAUCUGCCAAGACAUAUUUGGUGACUAAUGUUCGACUAAUGCAAACUGCGUGUUCGGUUCAGAAUGAUCAUUUGUAUAUACUAAACUGUUUCAUCAAAUAGCACAAUAUGUUUGUAUUUUAAGAAAAAAUCGAAUUUAAUUCCUCCAAAUCACUUCUAACUUUAAAUUCUAUCUUCAGGUUUUUGGCAGAAAUUUUGAGGCAGAAAGUAAUUCCAGCUUCAAGCUGGCUGCUAUGAGUGUUUUUAAGUCUCUGGCAUCCUUUUGCCCAGUUGAAUAGAUAAUAGAGUGUCACACACUGUCAGAACCCAGAUCUGUUUGAGAUACUGAACAACUGAGUACAUUAUGCAAUGAUUUAGUUAUGCAGUUUGUUAUAGACUUCCAUAACGAUGUACGUAAUGUGUAUUGUUUUAUUUUUGGUCUCUCUAAAGCAAUAACAUUACAGUCCUUUUGUACUGGUUUAGAACAUAUUACUAUUUUAUUUUUUAAAUCGUUUAUCAGUUUGAAUCUUAUCUGUAACUAAUCCCUGUAUUAAUACAAUUAAUUAAAUGUAUUAACAUGAUUUUAGUUUACUCAGAUUAGUGAUCACAGUGAAGCGGUUUGAUGCACACCACUGCCAGAAAGAGCUUGUUGGUGAAAUGGGAGUGUGCUGUUCACAGUGUGGCUUGCAUCUCCACUGAUAAAUGACUUGCAUCAAUUUCCAGCUACUAUGAAGGGAUUAGAGGCAAAUUGGUGAUAUUUAGGGGUGCUGAAAAAAAGUACAGCGCUGAAAAAAAGUAUCCUGAUUGCUUGUUUUGUGUAUAUCUCGUACUAAAUAGUUUUAGAUCUUCAAACGAAAUACAACAUAAAACAAAGGCAAACUGAGUAAACACACAAUACAGUUUUUUAAAUGAUUUUUUUUAUCGAAGCAACAUUAUUUAUCCAACACCUAUCACCUAUGUGAAAAACUAAUUGCCCUCUUAAAGUUAAAAUCUGGUUGUGCCACCUUGCAGUUAUUGCUGUCUGGUUGUGCAAUAACUGUAAGCUAACACUUCCGUUCAAUUCAUGUUUCCCUCAGUUAUUUCAAGUUGCCCAGGCCCUGAAGCAGCAAAGCAUCCCCACACCAUCACACUGCCACUACCAUGCAUGACCAUAGGUUUGAUGAUCUUUUUGUGGGUGUUUGGUUUACACCAGAUGUAACAGGACCCCUGUCUUCCAAACAGUUCCACUUUCAACUCAUCAGUCCACAGAACAUCAAGAUGUGUUUUGUCAAAAUUCAGUUGAGUCUGUGCCUCACCACUCUUCCAUGGAUGCCAUUUCUGCCCAGCGUCUUUCUGAUAGUGGAGUCAUUAACGGUUUAUUGAUGCACGAGAAACCUGUAGUUCCUUUGUUGUCGUCCUUGGCUCUUUUGUGACUUGCUGGAUGAGUAGUUGCUGUGCUCUUGGAGGAAUUUUGGAAGGUCAGAUACUUCUGGGAAGGUUAACUACUGUGUCGAGUUUUGAGAUAAUGGCUCUCACUGUGGUUCUUUGGAGUCCCAGAGAUUUUGAAAUAGCUUUGUAACCCUUCCCAGACUGAUGUAUUUCAAUCACCUUCUUCCUCAUCAUUUCUGGAAUUUCUUUCAACUUUGGCAUAGUGUGUUACUAGGUAAGACCUUUUAACCAAAUUCAUG
This is a messenger RNA of Ictalurus furcatus (blue catfish), 4445 nucleotides long. It is a transcript of the gene pfkfb2b, whose product is annotated as 6-phosphofructo-2-kinase/fructose-2,6-biphosphatase 2b. Gene Ontology annotation, cellular component: cytosol. Gene Ontology annotation, molecular function: 6-phosphofructo-2-kinase activity; ATP binding; fructose-2,6-bisphosphate 2-phosphatase activity. The transcript is spliced from 15 exons. NCBI's taxonomy places the organism in Eukaryota, Metazoa, Chordata, Actinopteri, Siluriformes, Ictaluridae. The record is from RefSeq and is a predicted model, not a curated record. Gene Ontology annotation, biological process: fructose 2,6-bisphosphate metabolic process; fructose metabolic process. Bases 692 to 2320 code for a protein of 542 amino acids.